Saccoglossus kowalevskii is the source of this 2062-nucleotide messenger RNA. RefSeq lists its product as uncharacterized. NCBI's taxonomy places the organism in Eukaryota, Metazoa, Hemichordata, Enteropneusta, Harrimaniidae. The record is from RefSeq and is a predicted model, not a curated record.
GUUAGUUCAAAAUGCUGCCAUUUUGUAACACUGUGGCGUUGUUUUUAUAUUCUGAAGACGUUUCACUCACCAUUGCAUAUUUUUAGCGUCUAAUGACCAUAUAUUGAACAGUUUACUCCCAUUCGUCAUCGACUACAUACAACUGAGUUUGCAGUAUGCCGCCAAAGACUCGAACAACCAAGUCAAAAACGCGAACAUCGAAAAAAGGGACAAAGGCGCGUCAGUGUGGAGAUUCCUCGUCUGAUGACAAAGAUUCUGGUGCUACAUGUAAAGUACUUCUACGUAGAAUACCAAGGAGUCUACGUAUUUUGAAAUCCAGUACUGAUACAGAAGUUAGUGAACACAAUGAAAAUGAAAACAGAAUACCAGUGGCAGACCCAUAUGCCUAUGAUGGUGAUUUUGAGAAUAGCAGCAGUGAAACACAGAGCCAGUCUGAGCCAAUGAAGUCGCCAACACAACUGUCAACUUCAUCACAUGAUAUGGACAGUGGGGAAGAUAAUAGACAGGUGUUGUCACCCUCAAGAAGGUACAAUACUCGCAAAAAGAGAGAUGCAGACUCAUCAGACUCUGGUAAUGAAACUAAACACAGUUUUUCCAAACCAAAGGUAAUCUACAGAAGACCUAGUGGUUCUCUGAAACCUAACCUCAAUGACAGUGGGAUGUUUGUGUCACCGGACAUUCAGAGAGUUAUGAAACUAAGUGCAUCAGAUACCUCUACUCCUAGCAGUUGUGUGAAAAAAGACUGUUCCGAAGACUUGUUUGGAUUUGAACAGUUAAUUAUGCCAGAAGCUUUGCCUUUCUCACCAGUUCAACCUGUGACUCCUUCAUCGCUAAAUUCAUUUUCAACGUCAUCAUCAGGAAUUGGUAGCAUGACGAUGAGUUCUUUUGGAGGGUUAUCAAGAUGUAGCCUUUCACCAUUCAAACGCAAGGCGGGAACAUAUGAUAUACCGAUUGAGAAACCUGCCAAAAGAUUGAAAAAGAAAAAAAUGACUCCAAAACAGAAAGUGGAAAUUGAAGAUCUGACUACAAAGAUGAGGGCUCAGUUUGACGACAUUGAAAUGCACGAACUUUGCAUAGAAUAGUCUUCACACAUUUUUUUUUUUCAUUUAAUCAUUGGUUCAGGAGUUUAUAUAAUUCAGUGUUCUCCCUCGGAAUAUUGGAUGACAUGGCCUCUCAUUUGUAACCUAAUUUACAGUAGUGCUUAAUAAUAUUGCCUGAGGAGAGCACUGAUACCCGUGUACGAGUCCCAUGGAACAAUUUUGAGCCUGGCAAAAACUUUUUCACUUGAAAGGAUUUUUAUUUAUAAUGCUUUUGCUAACAAGACAAGUUGCAAAUGUUAGUGUGAGAGACAUAGUGAGGGAGGGGGUAUUUCAUUUUUUUACUUUUGUUAUCUUAUUGUGUUUCUCUUGACUUACUGCAUACACGCCAAGUGCUUGUGUGUAAGUUUUAAUUUUUUUAUGUGUACAUGUAUAACACUCAUUUAAAAGUAGAUUUUGUUAAGGAUUGUAUUUAUUUUUUAGUUCAAAUGUGACUUGCAGGUUUUUAUUAUUACCACUGCCAAUAACAUGUUAGACAUAACCUGCUUUUGUUCUGAUAGGAUACAAAUACUUGUUGGGAUUAAAACAUGCAUUGGUAUCGAAAUGUGUAAAACGCUAUUUUUAUAAUCAAGACAUGAGCAAUGCAUUCUUUAUUUAAGGGGUUAAAGGAGAUUUCAAAUUACUGUGCACAAAAAUCUCUGUUAUAGUUGCAACAUUUAUGUUGCACUUGCAAACUUCAGUUUACGAUUGGCAUGUUUAACCAAAGACACUAGAAAAUACAUUAAAUAGUAUUUUCUACUGUCUUUGGUUUAACAAAGAUGUUUGCUGUGCCCAUGUCUUAAUUAUUCAAGGCCCCUUAGUAUUGUCUGAACAAGCACAUGCAAUGAUUUUCACUAUUGUACAACAUGCUCUGUGCUGUUUGAACUGAUGUGUUUCCAAAAAGCUGUACAAGUCUAUUCACUUAACUGCAAUGUCUACUGUUGAUAUUCAUAUCGACGGGUCAGCUGUGGACAUUUAUAUUUACA